Molecule: messenger RNA, 4132 nt
Organism: Pyrus x bretschneideri (Chinese white pear)
Lineage: Eukaryota; Viridiplantae; Streptophyta; Magnoliopsida; Rosales; Rosaceae
Product: TMV resistance protein N
Exons: 5
Coding region: 465-3755 (1096 amino acids)
Biological process (GO): signal transduction; defense response
Molecular function (GO): ADP binding; protein binding
Source: RefSeq, a predicted model, not a curated record
UUCAAUGUGGUGCAUGUAGUCUUUCGGAGACCUUUUGAAUUUUGCAACACACCUUCAAUAGUCGACACGUUUGAAUUUUCUGAUAAUCGUAAGCUUUUGAAAGGAAGAUAACUGCAGCUUGACCCUUCAUCUACCCUCUGUCUUUAGGUCUUUUGAGCACAAAUCACAGAAUUAUUAGUUCAGUGUAUGGUUCCUCCUUAGAGACCAAUGGUAUGAAUACAUGGACUGUUAUAAUUUACUCAUCAGCUGCUAAUUUACAUAUCUGAAGACUGAAGAAGGAUGGGAAUUGAAACUUGCCCAACUGCAAAUAAUUUCCAGGAAACCAGAAGGGGGAAACUCGAUUUUCUACCGUUCAAUGCCUAGACUUCAAAUAUUGAUAAAAAGCUUCGGGUUAUUCUUAUAUCCUCUGAGACCUCUCCAAUUAAUUGCCAGAAAAAAGCUACAAGGUAGAGAGUCCUGUCACGAUGACAAUGGAAAUAACUUCUACAUCUUUCCCUUUUCCAACUCAAUGGAAAUAUGACGUCUUUCUGAGUUUUAGAGGUGAUGACACCCGAAAGGGUUUUACGGACCACUUAUACAGCGCAUUGGAACGUCAUGGAAUACUAACUUUCAAGGAUGAUCCUGAACUUCAAAAAGGGAAAUCUAUUUCUCCAGAAUUAUUUAGUGCAAUUCAAGAAUCAAGGUUUGCACUGAUUGUUCUUUCAAAGAAUUAUGCAUCGUCAACAUGGUGCUUGGACGAACUUUUAAAGAUUCUUGAAUGCAUGGAAGCAAGAAAGACAGUGCUUCCAAUAUUCUACGAAGUUGAUCCAUCUGAUGUAAGAAAGCAGAAAGGAAGUUUUGCAGAAGCCUUCACCAAGCAUGAAGAAAAUCUUAAGAAUGAUUUAAUGAAGGUGCAAAGUUGGAGAGAUGCUUUAACGACAGUGGCAAAUUUAUCUGGAUGGGAUUCGAAGAACUGGUACGAAUCAAAGCUCAUAAAAGAUAUUGUUGAACUGGUAUGGAAAAAAUUGCGCCCUACACUAUCAAGUCAUGUGGAGGGUCUAGUUGGAAUGGAAUCAAGAUUGAAACCAAUCAAUUUUUUUUUAAGUGAAAGGGUGGAUGAUGUUUGUUUUAUUGGCAUAUGGGGGAUGGGUGGGAUUGGCAAGACCACAAUUGCUAGAGUUGUUUAUGAGAGAAUCUCUCAUGAAUUUGAGUUCAGUAUCUUUCUUGACAAUGUUAGAGAUAAUGUUGCAAAAACUGGUAUACUUCAUCUACAAAAGCAACUUCUUUCUAAGAUUGGUAUGGAAAUUGAUUACAUAUGGAGCGUUAGUGAAGGGAUCAAAAUGAUAAAGAGGUUUCUGCAUCACAAAAAGGUUCUCCUAAUUCUUGAUGAUGUGAACCAUUUGGACCAGUUAGAACAUUUAGCUGGAAACCGAGGGUGGUUUGGUUCCGGAAGUGUAGUUCUAAUUACAACUAGAGAUGAACAUUUGUUGAUCACACAUGGAGUGGACAGAACAUUUGAGGUCCAGGGACUAAGUGACGAUGAAGCUCUUCUGCUUUUUAGUUGGAAAGCCUUUAAGAGAGAUUAUCCUGAACAAAGUUAUGUAGGUAUGUGUAAUCAUGUUGUGAAUUAUGCCAAGGGUCUUCCGUUAGCAGUUAAAGUCUUGGGGUCUUUUUUGCAUGGAAGAGAUCUAAGUGCGUGGACAAGUGCGUUGGAUAAACUAAGAGAAGUUUGUAAUUCAGAUGUUUUGGAGACUCUUAAAAUAAGUUAUGAUGAUCUAGAGCACGAUGAGCAGAGAAUUUUUCUAGACAUUGCAUGUUUCUUUAACUUGAAGGACAAAAAUCGAGUUAGAGAAACACUGGAUGCUUGUGGGUUUUAUGCAGAAAUUGGAUUGGCUGUGCUUGUUGAGAAAUCUCUAUUAACUAUUUCAGAUGGCAUUAUGUCGAUGCAUGAUUUACUCCAAGAAAUGGGUCGAGAAAUCGUCCGCCGAGAGUCUCCUGAUGAUCCAGGAAGGCGUAGCAGAUUGUGGCGUAGAGAAGACGUCGAUCAAGUCCUGAGAAAAAAUACAGGACAAGAAACAAUAGAAGGUAUAAUGGUGCACCCAUUUGAGCUAGAAUUGGUGACUGCCAAUGCUAGGUCCUUUUUAAUGAUGAACAAAUUGAGAUACCUCAAGCUAAAUAAUGUGGUGCUCUCUAAUGGGCUUGAUUAUCUUCCCAAUAGUUUACGGAUUCUCGAAUGGCCCGAAUUUCCAUUAAAAUCUUUGCCAUCAUCUUUCAGUCCAGAGGACUUAUUAGAACUUAAUCUGCAUCACAGUCGCUUUAAACAUAUAAAGCCUAUAAGCAGUUUAAAAACGAUUGAUCUCAGUCACUCUCUGAGCCUUGUCCAGACCCCAGACUUCAGAGAUAUUCCGUUUCUUGAGCGUCUGAUUCUUGAAGGGUGUAUACAACUGUAUGAGGUUGACUCAUCUGCCGGAAUGCUUGGAAGACUUACAUUGAUGAACUUGAAAGAUUGCAAAAACCUUGUGCGUCUUCCAAAGAGUGUUUGUGGCUUGAAAUCUCUCAAGAUUCUUAAUGUUUGUGGUUGCUCAAAGCUUGAGAAAUUGCCAGAAGACUUGGGCCAUAUUGAGGGUUUGGAAGAGCUUGAUGUGGGUGGAACUGCAAUAAGAGAACCACCUGCCUCCAUCGGUUGUUUCAAAAAUCUUAAAGUAUUAUCUUUCCGUGGAUGUAAAGUCCCGUCAUCUAAGCCAUGGAAUAUUACGCUCUUCCCUUUCUGGCCGCGACAAUCACUAAAAGUAAGUCCAAAUCCCACGUCUUUGUGGUUGCCUUCUUUAUUGGGUUUGCAUUCUUUAACAGAACUAGAUCUACGUCGCUGCAAUCUUUUGGAAGGAGAUAUCCCCAAUGAUCUAGGCUGCAUGUCUUCAUUAAAAUUUUUAUAUCUAAGUGGAAAUCCAUUUGUUAGCCUACCCAAGAGCAUCGGUCAACUUUCUAAACUUGAAUCUCUUGCUGUGGGCAACUGCCACAGGCUUAAAGCAUUGCCAGACCUUCCAUCCAGUAUGUCUUCCGUUGAAGCUUACAACUGUAAUUCACUGGAAACAUCUUCUGUAGACUUGGUUAAACUUCUCACUAAAUUUACUGGAUCUCAAUGUGAUUUUGUUGUUCCCGGGAAUGAAAUCCCCAAGUGGUUCAAUCAUAAAAGUGUGGGAGAUUCAGUAAAUGUGGAGCUGUAUUCAGGUUGGUUAACGGACAAGUGGAUGGGAUUUGCUCUCUGUGCUGUCUUUGGAGAGACACGUCCUGAUUUUAUUCUUUGCGAACUGAGUGUCAAUGGAAAACUGUUGGAAGAGAAGGUAUUUUUGAGCUGUUGGUUGGGAUCAAUUCAAGCAGCUGGUAAUUCUGGCCACCUUUGGUUAUGUUUUGUUUCACGACAUAAACACUUUGUCAAUGAAUGGCAGAAUAUCUACACUCAACUCGAAUUUUCAUUUCCAUCCCUCCGGAAAAGAGCGGAAGUGGAGAAGUGUGCAGUCCGUUUAGUAUACGAGGAAGAUGUGGAGGUGGUUCUUAAGCAAACAUUUCCGAGUCAAAGCAACGUUUGCAUUUGUGAAGAGGUCGUGGACAUCCCUGAUGGCGACUUCAACAAAGCAGCAGCUGUAUCAGUAUCAGAAUCAGAUGAGGUUGCAAAGCAUAAACACUUUGAUGAUGGGGCAGGACCUAGUCGAAUACAAAGUCGAAGUGGUUGUACUGAUGACGAAGAACCUCAUCCAAAAAGAUCAAAACAACACUAGUUAAGUUCAACCAGCACCAUCUCGGAAAUGAUUAUAUAUGCCUUCAAAACUUCCCAAUGCACUGUACAACUUAGAUACUUGUGAACUAGCUAGGAAACUUUCAGAUCUCCACAAAAUCUUCUGAAAAACAUAAUCCUUAGAAAUGUUGUAUCCUGUGAGUUGUCUCUCUGGGCCUUGGAAACAAACCAUAAGAAAGUGAAAAGGAAAGAGAUGGCCAUUCAUUAGUUUAUUAGUUUUAUUGCUUUAGUUUUGUGGUUUUAGUAACUUUUAUCCUUCGGUUCAAUUUUGUAUCUGAGUUUAACGGACAAGAACGGGUUGAGAACUUUGUCGCAAGUACACCUUUUGUGAACAAAUUUAUGAAGAAAUAUAUUCACGCA